This is a messenger RNA of Phaeodactylum tricornutum CCAP 1055/1, 408 nucleotides long. RefSeq lists its product with no specific name. The coding region runs from base 1 to 408 and encodes 135 amino acids. The transcript has a single exon. The record is from RefSeq and is a predicted model, not a curated record. NCBI's taxonomy places the organism in Eukaryota, Bacillariophyta, Bacillariophyceae, Surirellales, Neidiaceae.
AUGUGUGUUCUGCCCGUUCUCAUGUUGACUCUUUUUGUGAGUUUUGCUAGCAAACUGUGUAGGGAGAACCUUUUAAGCAAUUCAAACACGUACUGCGUUCCCGAUUCAGGAGCUGUUCUGUCAAUUCUUUCAUUCAUCUUGUGGAUCAUUGUUGCAGUGUCCUUCCGGCAACUGGUGAGCCGUCGUACGCAAAAGGAGAAUACUGAUAUUAACUAUGGGGACGAGGAAGAGGUAAACUCUGCCCCUCCAAAUCAAAGUGGAAGUAAAUCGGUCAUUGUUGAAGUCAUGACGGAUGCUGAGGGCACCAAGACCACAACUACAACCACUACAGACGCAAAAGGGAAUAAGAUUGUUGAAAAGACGGUUGAAAUGAAAAAUAACUCUUACAGCGAAGACACCGAAUCAUAA